Molecule: messenger RNA, 9149 nt
Organism: Siniperca chuatsi (mandarin fish)
Lineage: Eukaryota; Metazoa; Chordata; Actinopteri; Centrarchiformes; Sinipercidae
Product: piezo-type mechanosensitive ion channel component 2
Exons: 56
Coding region: 119-8341 (2740 amino acids)
Source: RefSeq, a predicted model, not a curated record
GUGAGCAGGUUGGAGUAUCACUCCACAUUGCUAAGACAUUUACUUAUUUGUGCGGACAUCUAGAGGGCGAUAGUAUCUAAAGGAGCAGUGUGGGUGUCUUUGACACAGAGAAGGAGAAAUGGCAGGGGAGCUCGUGGUUGGGAUGCUCUAUAACUUAUUACUACCACUGAUCCUGCUGAUUGCUUCUUCAUUCCGCUACAAUGGUCUGUCAGUGGUGUAUUUCCUGUUUUUGCUCACCUUGCCGCUGCUGCCAAAUCCCAGCCUGGUCACCAUGAAAGGUAAAACAGGUCAGUUCUUGCGGCUGAUCACCUAUACUAGUUUGACCCUCCUGACCCUGCAGUGCUUCAUGCAGAUCCCCUUCGCCUACAUCCCUUCGCAUGUUAGCGGCCACUGGGAAGAUUUCCUCUACCAUUUGGGCAUUGUGAGAUUCAGCUCGGUUGACCCUGGGAACGUUGUGCGUCUCCUAGCCCCAGAUGUAGUCCUCUUCUUCUCUUCCCUCUUCGUACUGAGGCUGUGCAAAAACUUACUGCGCCCUAUGCCCCAAGUCAGUCUGCACGAAAACGGAAUACCGCUGUCUGACCCUGAGGAAGUGGAAACCUCUGAAACAGAGUCUGAGGGAGGAAGUGACACAGAGAGCUCGUCCUUUGACAGCUCAGAUGAGACUACGGUGCCAGUUCAGUCGGCCCCCCCCGAGUUUGUCCAGAAGCUGAUAGUGUUUGCAGCCGGACUGAGGCUGCUGCUGUCAGCAAUCAUGAACACAGCAGGGAAAGUUGUGGUGACUUUACUGCUGGGGCUAGCAGGUAUCACGCUGCCCUCCCUCACCUCAGGUGUAUAUUUUGGGGUGUUUCUCGGGCUGGUUUGGUGGUGGGUGUUCAGCCGCUCCAUCAGCCUGCUACUCUUCAGCUCCUUGUGUGUGAUGAUGGCCAUCUUCAGUGGAGGACACCUGCUGGCUCUAUACCUCUACCAGCUGCCCCUGUCCCAGCAGCUUGUGCCACCAGAAGAUGUCUACGCCAGGUUGUUUGGUAUGACAGGAGUGAUCAGAACCAACAGUUCAGACCAGCACACUCUUGGUCUGCACCCACAUGUCAGCUGGCCUGACUUCAUCAACCCUUUGGUUCUACUACUUCUCUACUACACACUGGUGGCUCUACUGCACAAAUGGGUCCACAUCACAGAGGAGGAUACUGUUGAUGGUGAGGAGUCUGAAAGUCCAGCAGAAAGUCCAGAGGCUCCUCCAAGCUUCUCCAGGGUCAUCUACAUCUCAGGAGAUAAGCAGGAGCUUUUAAGCAGCACAGAUGAUGAAACCUAUCUACCCGAUGAGCCAGUUAUUUUAAUGACGGGGAGUUCCUGGCAAGAUGUCCAUAGAAACGAUCUGGGAUCUCUGUUAGGAGGAGCAGGGUAUACAAACUGUUACCCUCCACCACACUAUGACGGCAAAGACUCACCAUCACAUGAGAAAGAAGGUGAGGGGGAAAUGAGGGAAGAAAGUGAAGAGGAUCUGAGGACUCCAACAGAGGCUCCCCCCUCAGGUCCGAGUGGCCUGGUCAUCUUUGGACGGCUGGUGCAAAAACACAGCUAUGUCAGCGCCCUUAUCAUCAUGAUGGUGUGGAGUAUCACCUACAACAACUGGCUGACGUUUGCCCUGCUGGUGUGGUCUUGUAUAAUUUGGAUGAUGCGAGACCGACGCCGCUACGCCAUGAUGUCCGCCCCUUUUCUGGCUAUCUAUGGCACCGUUCUGGUGGUGCUGGGCUUCCUGAGCGGGCUGCGUCUGAGCCGGGCCGAGCUGUACCCCGGUCUCCCCCCGGCUGUGAUAGUGGACUUCGACCUCAACAGCUAUCACCCUGCGCCCUGUGUCCACCUGGGAGCAAAGGUCUUCUACAGCUUCAGCUUUUGGUUGAUGUUUCGUCAGCAGCUAAAGGAGAGACAGGAGGAGCAGAGCUUAAAGGAGGAAUCUCUAGAUGAAGUCAAAGUCGUGCCACCGGAGGAAAGUCAGCCAUCACCUCUGGUAUCGAUGCUGAUCUCAGGAGUGAAAGGGAUGCUGGUGAAAUACUGGAUCCUCUUCUGCUGCUCCAUGUUCUUUGUGGUCAGCUUCUCUGGAAAGGUGGUCGUCUACAAGAUCCUCUACAUUGUCCUCUUCCUCUUCUGUGUUGUCCUCUACCAGAUCCGUUACAACAUGUGGCGUCGGCUCCUGAAGACGUUCUGGGCGGUGGUGGUCGGUUACUCCAUGGUAGUGUUGAUAGCCAUCUACAUGUACCAGUUCAGAAGUGUGUCUGGGCUGUUCAGACAGAUCAUGGGCAUGUCGGAGGAAGGUCUUCGUGACCUGGGUUUGGAACGGUAUGACACAGUGGAGCUGUUUGCACGUAUCCUGCUUCCUGCUGCGUUCCUACUGGCUUGUAUCCUCCAGCUGCACUACUUCAACUCAGAUUUCCUGACUCUCACUGACCUUGACAACGUACCUGCCAGACAGACUUCCAGAGAGGAAGAGCUCAGGAGUUCAGUCAAUGUGAUAUCUGAGACCAUUAAAGAAAACAUUGAAAAGUUCCAGAAAAGGCUUGUGAAGGAGAAAAUGGGAAAUGGGAAAAGUCAGGAGACUCUGGACAGCAUGCGACUACAAAUCUCCACAGAGAAAGACGCUGAGGAGCAGGAGGUGACGACAGGAGAGGAGUCUGUCCACAGCAGUCAUGAGGACAAGUGGGUUGUGAUUGUUGACAGGGCGAGCCUGCUGCUCAUUCAGGCUCUGUCAGGACUCCACAAGCUCCAGGAGCAGAGCUGGAGACUGCUGGAGCUCCACAGCCUCAAAAUCGUGUCCUCCGGCAUCAUCUGGGUGUCACUGCAAGAGGUUUCUCUGAUGAACUUCCUCUUCCUGGUUCUGUGGGUGUUUGCACUCCCGUUCCCACGGUUACGACCUUUGGCAUCCAGCAUCUCUGCUGUUUGGGCCUGCGUCAUGGUGGUGUGCAAGAUGUUUUACCAGCUCAAAGUCAUCAAACCCUUUGAUUACUCCUCCAACUGCACAGCUGGCCUGGUGCCGUCCAACAGCUCGGGCCUGGAUGAUGGAGCAAAGCUGAGGGGGAACAUGAUGGAGCUGCUCGGGAGGUCUAUUCUCUACAUCGAGCCUGUAGACCCUGUCUACUGGUGUGGAGCUUUGCGUAAAUGUGAGGGCAGGAUCCUCCCCUGUCUCAGGAACCAUCUGAUGGUCCUGGGGUUGCUGGUGUUCGAGGCGACGGUCCAUCGGCACCAGCUCUACUUCCGUCUCCAUAACGACCUGAAGGCCCCGCCCUUCAGCAUCAUCUUCCAGGGCAUCACGAGGCAACACCUGGAUCACGGCAUCCUGCCCUGCAUCAAGUACUUCAUCAACUUCUGCUUCUACAAAUUUGGACUGGAGAUCAGUUUAAUCGUGGCGGUCAACGUGAUUGGUCAGAGGAUGGAUUUCUAUGCCCUGCUCCAUUCCUGUGCCUUAAUGGCUGUCCUGUCACGGCGACGCAGGAAGGCUAUCGGGGAAGUGUGGCCUAAAUACUGCUGCUUUACUGCAGGGCUCAUGGUGCUGCAGUACCUGCUCUGCAUUGGCAUCCCUCCUGCUCUCUGUGUUGAUUACCCCUGGAGAACCGCAGUUCAACCUUUGACCUCUAAUGUUAUUAAGUGGUUUUACCUGCCUGACUUCGCCAUGAGACCCAAUCCUUCAUUCAUAUUCUAUGACCACCUCCUGUUGCUCUGCUCAUCUCUGCAGUGGCAGGUGUUUGAGGAGGAAAACCGAGCGGUGGUGCGACUGCUGGCUGGAGACAACGUUGAGAUCAGCCGUAGUCUGGAUCCUUGUUCCUUCAACCAGUUCAUACCUGUCGAUAACUUCCUUCACUGCAGGUGCUACCUCGACAUGGUAAAGGUGUUUGUGUUCAGCUAUUUCUUCUGGCUGGUGCUGUGCCUCAUCUUCAUCACCGGCACCACACGGAUCAACAUCUUCUGUCUGGGCUACCUAGUGGCCUGUUUCUAUUUCAUGUUGUUUGGAGGCAGCGUGUUGAUGCAGCCUGUCAGAUACAUCCUGCGACUGUGGGACUGGCUCAUCGGAUACACCUGCUUUGUGAUUGCAAUGAAGAACCUGCUGUCUCUCGGUUCUUGUGCCUACCUGGACAACCUGUUGAAGAACAGCUGCUGGUUAAUUCAGGCUUUCAGCAUGUUCUGCACCAUCAAAGGCUACGACAUCCCUGAUCCUGAUGAUGAAUGUGAGCUGCCGGAGGGUGAGGCUGGCAUCGUCUGGGAUGCGAUCUGUUUCACUGUCCUCCUGGCACAGAGGAGGGUCUUCCUCAGCUACUACUUCCUCUACGUGGUGUCUGACCUCAAGUCUUCUAAGAUACUGGCCUCCAGGGGAGCUGAGCUGUUUGAGGCCAAAGUGAAGAAGCUGAUAGCAGCCAGACUGGAGAUGGAGAAGAAAUCUGUGGAGACACUGAAGAAACAGAUGGAGAAGAUCAAAUCUAAACAGAAGAGUCGACCUGCAGCAGCAGACAAACCAGCUCUUCCUGCUGAUCAGGAGCAGGUGACAUUGGGUGAUGAUGAGAAGGCAAAGAGAGAUGCAGGAAAAUGGUGGAAGCCUUGGGUGUCUCAGCCUGGAGUGGAAAACAACUGUGGCUACCACCUGUUUGAGAGUGACAGCGAGGAGGAGGAGGAGGAUGUUACAGAGAAGAAAGAAGAGGAGGAACCACCAAAGAAGAAAUCUGCUUUCCAGUUGGCCUACAACGCCUGGGUCACCAGCUCUAAGAUGGCUCUGAAGGACCUGAAGAAGGAGAAGAAAAAAAUAAAGAAAGAGGAGAAGAAGAGAGCAAGGAGAGAGCUGCAGAGACAGCAGGGUAUCGAUAGAACAGACUCUAGCGAGGAUGAACUGGAUGAAAGCACUGUGGAGGAGGAGGGAGAGGAGGAAAAAGAAAACAUUCUGCAGCGUGUCAUUAACACCUUGAAGUUCAGCUGGGCGUUUGUUCAGUCCCUUCUUGACGACCUGACAGAGGGUCUGAACUCCUUCUGUAAAGACACCCUGGACAUUUCCAAGGUGCUGCGCUUCGAACGAGCGUUACUCAGCAAGCAGCAAAAGAAGGGAAAAGAGGUCAGCCAGGAGAGUGUGAAGCAGUUUUAUGAAAACUGGAUGUCCCGUCAGAACACACUUUCAUCUCAGGACGACCUAGAUGACUCCCCGCCCGCUGUCCCCUCCUCACACCAUGCCUAUGCCAAGCUGAAGAACCAAGCCUCCAAAGUGUCCUGGGGCAGCAGCGUUUCCAGCUGUAUGACAGAUGAGACGAUGCUCGUCUCCCGGCAGCCGACCCAAGAAGAGCUGGACGAGCCUCCCGCCGUGCCGCCUGCUGCUGACCAGCACAGACGGAGGCUCCUAAAAACAGCCAACAUUGACCUGACCUCUGUUGAGAUUGACGAACUUUUACCAAGCUGCGAAGAUGGCGCCCCUCAAAAGGUUGACCACGAACAAGAAGAAGAUAAUGAGGAGGACAUGGAGGGUGAGUCGAAAUGUGUGCAAGAACAAGAAGAGACAGAGGAAGAGGAAGAACAGGAACAACAAGAGGAGGAUCAUGAGGUGGAGAGAGAAGAGCUGAACGAGGAAACACAGCAGAGAGAAGAAGAUGAAUGCGCUGAUUACCCAGAAUGCACCUUGUUGGGCUUCAGGGAAAGUGAUGAAGAGAAAAGCCUUGACCUCACAGAAUCUCCCAGACCUCUGAGUCAGGAAAUGAGGAACCUCACUGCCAGUGAGCUGCUGCUUAACAAUAUGUUUGAAAAUGACGAGAUCUCAGAGUCCGAUAAGUUUUUCGUGACGUUGCCGAGGCCAGUGAAGCUGCUAUUUGCCCUCUAUAACGCCAUGGUGUCCAAGUCAGAGAUGCUGUGCUACUUUGUCAUCAUCCUCAACCACAUUGUUUCGGCUUCGUUCCUCUCCCUCAUCCUGCCGAUUCUCAUCUUCCUCUGGGCCAUGCUGUCUGUGCCUCGGCCGUCCAAACGCUUCUGGAUGACCGCCAUAAUCUACACAGAGCUGACUGUUGUGGUGAAGUACUUUUUCCAGUUUGGUUUCUUCCCCUGGACCACCUCUGCCUACCGAGGCAUCAACGCAGAGCGGCCCUUCGCCCUGCCAAACAUUAUUGGGGUGGAGAAGAAAGACGGCUACGUCCUCUUUGACCUCAUUCAGCUGCUCGCUCUGUUCUUUCACAGGUCAAUUCUCAAGUGCCAUGGGCUGUGGGACAACAAGGAGGUUGAGAUGCCUGAUUUUUUCAAGAAGCUGAAGAAGAAAGUGGACAAGAAGAAGAUGACAGGAGGAGAUAAGACGGGCAGCAAAGAGAAACCUCGCCGCCGGCUGAAGUUCCUCCCUCUCCAGGCCUCCACCACCUCCAUAUUCUGUAGACGAAAGAGAGACGACUCAGCAGAAUCUGAUGAGGUGAAGCCCAAGAAGCAGCACAGCAAGAAGAGACGGCAGCAACACAAGGCUCUGCUGACCAGGAAGCAGAGGAUCAGACAGCAGAUGAGAGAGAGGAUGCUACAGGCCAAAGCUGCCAUCAUAGAAGUCGCCCUUCACAUUUACUUACCCAUAAGACAGUUUUUCUAUGACAUCAUCCACCCAGACUACAGUCCUGUGUGUGACGUCUACGCCCUCAUGUUUCUCAUCGAUGUAGUCAACUUCAUCGUCACUAUAUAUGGAUACUGGGCUUUUGGCAAAUACUCUGCAGCAGCUGACAUCACAGAGUCUCUGUCGGAGGACCAGGUUCCAGAGGCCUUCCUGGUCAUGCUGCUGAUGCAGUUCGGUACCAUGAUAGUGGAUCGAGCCCUCUACCUGAAGAAGUCCCUGCUGGGAAAGUGUGUUUUCCAGGUGGUACUGGUGUUCGGCAUACACUUCUGGAUGUUCUUCAUCCUCCCUGGGGUCACAGAGAGGAGGUUCAACAGGAACCCUGUUGCUCAGCUCUGGUACUUUGUAAAGUGUAUCUACUUUGGCCUGUCUGCCUAUCAGAUCAAAUGUGGCUACCCAAACCGCAUCCUGGGCAACUUCCUCACCAAGAACUACAACUACCUGAACCUCUUCCUCUUCCAAGGGUUUCGUUUGGUUCCCUUCUUGACAGAGUUGAGGGCGGUGAUGGAUUGGGUUUGGACCAACACCACUCUGUCUCUCUCCAGUUGGAUUUGUGUUGAAGACAUCUAUGCUAACAUAUUUAUCCUCAAGUGCUGGAGGGAGUCCGAGAAAAAAUACCCCCACACUCCAGGGCAGAUGAAGAAGAAGGUGGUGAAAUACGGGAUGGGAGGAUUCAUCAUCUUCGCUCUCAUCAGCAUCAUCUGGUUCCCGCUCCUCUUCAUGUCACUGGUCCAGUCAGCAGCCGGAGUGACCAAUCAGCCGCUGGACGUCUCCAUCCAGCUCAGCAUUGCAGGAUAUGAGCCUCUGUUCACCAUGAGCGCCCAGGAGCAGAACUUGGUUCCGUAUACAGAAGCUAGAUUCAACCAACUCACCAAAGUCUAUGCAACCUAUCCAUCUGCUAUGCAGUUCAUAAUGAACUACGCGGCGGACGACAUUGUUGUUGCUAAGAUCAAGAGUGAUGCCAGUCUGAUGUGGAGCAUCAGCCCGGCCAGUCGCGAGGCAAUGAUACAGGAGCUCAGCAACUCCUCUCAUAUAUACAUGACCUUACGCUGGACGCUGCUCAGGAAUGCGUCCAUAUCAAUGAAUGCAGAGACGGUGGGAGAACACACUGUGAAGUUUGAUGACAAGGCCUUGAGGGAAGGGAUAGUCCACAUGCUCAAAGGCAAUAGCAGCAAACCUGUGCUCAUUAAUUCUUUACUGCCAAAGUUCAUCAGGGGUCCCAAAGGACCAGAGUCCAAAAUGGCAACCAGGAUGAAAGUAGACCACUCAGACCGCCCAGACCUUCAGGCGCUGGCUUUCUUCAAGCCCAUGUCAAUCAAACUUCAACAGGUCAACAGGGGUUCAGAGAAAGAGGCAGACCAGUGGUGGGUGGUGGAGGAGUGCUCCCCAGUUCUCGCCUCCUCCGACCACAAGUGUCACAGCAUAGAGAUAGUGGUGUUCAGUGACAAAGUCAGCCCCUCCAGUCUGGGCUUUCUGGCUGGACAUGGCAUCGUAGGUCUGUACAUGUCAGUAGUACUGGUCAUUGGAAAGUUUGUCAGGGAGUUCUUCAACGGGAUCUCGAGAUCCAUCAUGUUUGAGGAGCUGCCGUGUGUGGACCGGGUGCUAAAGCUCUGCACAGAUAUUUUCGUGGUCCGGGAGACGGGAGAGAUGGAGCUGGAGGAGACACUGUUUGAGAAACUCAUCUUCCUCUACCGAUCGCCUGAGACCAUGAUCAAAAUGACCAGAGAGAAGAAAGACAGCUAGGGUUUGGUGGCAUAACAUCUCUUAGUACGGGACGUCAAGAGUGAAAUGCCACCUCUGGAUGUGAACUCCCAUCAUUCAAAAUGGAUGUAUUAGAGCAAAUACAAUUUGGUGCAGUAGAGUCUUUUCAUUUUUAUUCCAACAUUAGUGCAGUUAAAAUUGGAUUUGAGGCAAAUAGAGCUACAGGCAUAACUUGUGAUUAAGAAUCCCAAUGAAGUGCCCCAUGGCACAAUAUUGAGUCCCUUUCUGACCCUGCAAAUAAUCUUGACCUCUGACCUUCAUGGAAAGGCCAAGCAGAGAUUUUUGUGUAAAGUGAAUCAGCACGCUCAUAUAAAAAUGGAUCAGUUUUCAUGAUACCAUUACAACUAUUCACAGUGACAAAAAAUACUUUUUCUGGUUUGAAUACAAGACUGAUUAUAAUUUUAAAGACUACGUACAGGCAAAUCAUACAGAAUAUCAACAAUGACAUGUUACAAUAAAGUAGAAGGUGUAACACCAAUUAAUCUGAACUUCAGUUGAACAAAUAAAAAAGUGCCUGUCAGUUAUUAUUUGCUGCUAUAGUUUAUUUGAUUUUCAGCCCACUGGGCAAUGCAUGCAUUUCUGAUGAUUUAGGUUUUUAAACUUACUAGUGUACAGUACACAUGCCAUCCUAUUCCCUGACUUACAGAAACAAUGAAAUUUCAACAAACCAUUGAUAUACUCAUGGAUCAACACACACAUACCUCUGUAAAUACUAUGUUUCUGUAUAUGACUAUGUAGACUACUGCACUGAUUAAUUUAUACCAAAAUAAAAAUUGUUGUUACAGACAAA